GUGUAAAACGAGGACAGUAAAAGUUUUGAGCAGUAACUUCCCCUGCAAAAAAUCUAUAAAUAGCCUCAGGUUCCCUGCAUAUUCACAACAACUCAGAUCUCCUGUAUUCUCACUGUGUAAAUGGCGAUUUCGAAUAUCGGAUCAAGGCUAUUGUUUUUGGCAGUUGCGGCGGCAUGUCUCGCAAGUAGCAUUUGCAAUGCUCGAGACAAGGUGCUGCUCAUGCCAUCAGAAAAAAUUGAAGAAAAGUUCACAUUCUACCCGUUGCUCCCAUUCGAUACGGCUCAGGCCACCCAAAAAAGGUACUCGAGAUUCAUCAACAAUGUGCGAGAGGAACUCGUAAGCGGAGACACGGUCCAUGGCAUACCCAGACUCUACAAUCCAGUCAAAUUGGAAGAAUCUGAUCGUUAUCUUUAUGUGGCACUCUUUAAUUCCGAUGAGAAGCGCAUCACUCUGGCAAUAGAUAAAUCUGAUGUUUAUGUCAUCGGUUACCGAACUGAAUACGAGGCUUGCUUCUUUUCGGAUACUGAUGUCGAAGACACAUCGAACGUGUUUCCAGGCAUUACGCGUCACCCGCUUCCAUUCGAAACUGGAUACUGGCCUAUGGAGCAAAUAGCAGGGUCCAGGAGGAAUAUAAGUUUGGGGAUGUCUGAAUUGGAUAAAUGCAUCAAGCAUUUGCACGAUCUUACGGAUGAGUCCUCUUUGGCUCGGUGCAUGAUAAUUACCCUUCAGAUGGUUGCAGAGGCCAUCCGCUACAGAUAUGUGGAGAACCUUGUGGCCGAACAGAUUAGCGAGACCUACCUCCCAACAGACGCCAUGAUCACCUUCGAAGAAAAUUGGAAAGAUCUCUCAGCUAGUAUCCAAGAAUCCGUUGGUGGUGUGAUUUCCCCUCCACUGGUGUUAUCCAAUGCCUCGAACCAGGAAGUGACCAUAACCUCAAUCACUCCAACUUUAGGCCGAAACAUUGCUCUUGUUCUUUACGUAUGCGAUUCUUGUACUAACGUCCGAGAGCCUACUGUCCGUCUCAUUGGGCGCAACGGCCUCUGUGCUGAUGUGCAGGACGGAUUCUACGACGACGGAAACCCAGUCAUCCUGUGGCCGUGUAAAUCCACCAAUUACGCCAAUCAACUCUGGACUCUGAUGGAAGACGGCACAAUCCAGUCCCAAGGAAAGUGCUUGACUGCAUACCGUCUCGAAAUUCAACAAUACGUGAUGAUCCAUAACUGCAGCACCGCGCCAGAGUAUUCAAGUAAUCUGUGGACAAUAGAGGACAAUGGUAACAUCAUCAACAAAGAUUCUAAGUUAGCUUUAAGUGCCUUCACAGGGUACAGCUGGAGUUUAUUGACUCUCGAACAAAAAUCAUAUUCGUCAAGCCAGGGCUGGAGCUUAACGAACACCACAGAGCCCGUAGUGACCGCUAUUUAUAGCUACAAAAGUACUUGUAUGGUAGCAUCUGGCAACAACACUGUCCAAGUGAGCAGCUGCACUGAUCAAAGUGUUCAGCAAUGGGCAUUGUACUCCGAUGGUACUGUCCGACCAAGUAUGUCGACUACAAAUUGCAUCAAAUCGAAAUCUUCUUCGGACGGUAAAGUCCUGGUUCAUGAUGUGUGCGAUGGAGGUGAUACUGAACGUUGGUUAUUUAAUCAUGAUCGCAGUGUUUCAGAUGUGAACAAUAAAUACGUUUGGGAAGUGAAUAAAGAUAACAAGAUAUCGGUUGUCAAGCGAUCCACGGAUACACCCACAACGAAACAGAUCUUCGAUAUAAAGUUUGUGUGAGCUUUAAGUCCUACAAGUUCUCAAGACCAGUCCACCUGUGGAUAUCUGUAAUAAAUAUUGCGAGUGAUAGUAAUCACAUGUAAGAAAUAAAUAUGGUCUUGAAUGGUUGAGCUUUUUCAUUAUUGCUCUCGUUUAGUUUA
Daucus carota subsp. sativus is the source of this 1913-nucleotide messenger RNA. RefSeq names its product abrin-b-like. The record is from RefSeq and is a predicted model, not a curated record. Lineage: Eukaryota; Viridiplantae; Streptophyta; Magnoliopsida; Apiales; Apiaceae. Gene Ontology annotation, molecular function: rRNA N-glycosylase activity. The coding region runs from base 121 to 1773 and encodes 550 amino acids. The transcript is spliced from 3 exons. Gene Ontology annotation, biological process: negative regulation of translation.